Messenger RNA from Diospyros lotus (date-plum), 2460 nucleotides. RefSeq names its product protein MID1-COMPLEMENTING ACTIVITY 1. Gene Ontology annotation, biological process: cell surface receptor signaling pathway. The transcript is spliced from 10 exons. NCBI's taxonomy places the organism in Eukaryota, Viridiplantae, Streptophyta, Magnoliopsida, Ericales, Ebenaceae. The record is from RefSeq and is a predicted model, not a curated record. Bases 831 to 2093 code for a protein of 420 amino acids.
GAGAGAGAGAGAGAGAGAGCUCUGGCAUAAAAAAGCAGAGCCGAGACAAACGACACCGAAGCCCCGAGAGAGAGAGGUGAUACCAAAGCUCUGCUGUGUGGUGCUCAAAAUCCUCCACGAAGGAGAGAGAAGCUCCUUCGCGCAAAGCAAUGCCUGUUCGUUACUGAAAUUUAUGCUCUCUUUCCUCUUCUCUCUCAGAUUUCGCAUUUCUUUACUCACCAUUCACUCUUAAAACACGACUCUUCACUCCCUGAAGAAAAACGAAGCUCUAAAGACGCCGAAGAUUUUGCAGAGGAACGACGAGUAGUUUCAGGUAUGCACCUGCAUCUAAACAAAAGAAACCCGUAAGCGAUGCAUUCAUUAACGUGGAGAGGUUUGAAAUGCUAUUGCAGUUUUUCGGAUUUUUCGGCUAAGAAGAGUUAGGUGCCGGCGAUUUCGUCAAAUUUCAGUUGUGAAUGUUCAGAAUUUCCUUGAAAGAUCUGCAAUUGAGCUCAAUUUAUCGAGAGAUCUUGUGACGUAUCUUUCUUAUGUCACUUGAAAUCUGCUCCUCCUCCUGGUACAGUGCUCCAAGUGGAAGAUCCUAGUCCUGCGCGCAGCUUUGAUUUUCUUCUAAUGCGGGGAAAAUUGCAAUUCAGUUAGUGCCUUGAAACUGGAAGUUAUUGUUUUCCUACUUCUUUCUGGAUAUUCUUGUACAGAAAGAACAAAAUAUAAUAAAAGUUUUGUGACUAUUUAAAUGGAAAAAUUCCAUUAAGGAACGACGAUCAGGGGGAAAUUCUGAUUCACGUCGGGUUAACCUAUUGAGGCUUAAGGGGUAAUCUCUGGGGGUGGAGAUGGCAUCCAACUGGGAUCAUAUUGGGGAGAUUGCGAACGUGGCCCAGCUUACUGGCCUUGAUGCUGUGAGGCUAAUCGGAAUGAUUGUAAAAGCUGCAAGUACGGCUCGCAUGCACAAAAAGAACUGCAGGCAGUUUGCACAGCAUCUGAAGUUGAUAGGCAACCUGCUGGAGCAGCUGAAAAUCUCAGAGCUUAAGAAGUAUCCGGAGACCCGGGAACCACUGGAACAGCUUGAGGAUGCACUAAGGAGGUCUUACAUUUUGGUCAACAGUUGCCAGGAUCGGAGCUAUCUCUAUUUGCUUGCAAUGGGCUGGAACAUAGUGUACCAAUUCAGGAAGGCACAAAAUGAGAUAGACAGAUACUUGAAGAUUGUCCCUCUCAUCACUCUGGUGGAUAAUGCUCGAGUCAGGGAAAGAUUGGAGGAUAUUGAGAGGGAUCAACGGGAAUACACAUUGGAUGAUGAGGACAUGCAGGUUCAAAAUGUAAUCCUCAAUCGAGAGCCUUCAAGAAAUGAUGCUGCGAUGUUGAAAAAAACUCUUUCUUGUUCCUAUCCCAACUUACCUUUUAAUGAGGCGCUUCAGAAAGAAAAUGAAAAGCUUCAGUUUGAACUACAACGGUCUCAGGCCAAUUUGGAUGUGCAUCAAUGUGAAGUCAUUCAGCACCUGCUUGAUGUCACAGAGACUGUUGCUGUAAAUUCUCUAGCUGAUAAGAGUUCAAGCUUGAAAGAUCCCCAAAAGGUAGAGCCUAACUAUCCAGACGUUAACAGCAAUGUGGAGCAUUCGUUUGACAAGAGCUACAAGAAGAAAACAGAGAAAUCAACUUCAAGAAACACUUCUUCAGUUUCUUCCAAGCAUGAUCUUCUGUCUACGAGAGGUUUACAUUGGGGUGAUGAAUGGCAUUCAGAUUUGCUCGGCUGUUGUUCUGAACCUUUAUUGUGUAUAAAAACUUUUUUCUACCCAUGUGGGACAUUUUCGAAAGUAGCUACUGUGGCAACCAAUAGGCACAUCUCUCCAGCAGAAGCCUGCAAUGAAUUAAUGGCUUAUUCAUUGAUUUUAUCGUGUUGUUGCUAUACUUGCUGCAUCAGAAGGAAGCUUCGGAAGACGCUGAACAUCACGGGAGGGUUUGUCGAUGAUUUUCUCUCACAUUUUAUGUGCUGUUGCUGUGCCCUUGUCCAAGAAUGGCGAGAAGUGGAGAUUCGGGGUGCUUAUGGUCCUCAGAAGACAAAAACAAGUCCUCCAGCUUCACAAUACAUGGAAUCCUAAGUGAUGAGUUGAUUAGUCACAUCAAUCAUCUGGAAGCUGCAGCCCCUUGUUCUUAAUACCGUACAACACGUCGGUCACCUACAGCUCCACCGUCCUUUUGUUGAAUAAAUGAAGAGGAUGAUGAAGAUGAACUAUUAGUUUCCUCUACAUUUCGCUUUCCUGCUCUGAUGAAACUAUAUUGUGGCGCAUGUAUAUUUGUAUGCAUUUGUGUGGACUUCUUGCUGGUAUUCAUUUGCAUAACCUGCAUUUAGGGUCUCCAGCACGAUGAACUUGAUUUAAGGACAGGUAUAUACUAUAUACACAUGUUUUGACUGACAAGCAAAGACGGGAACGUAUAAUCUUGGCACACAACAUUUUGCUAUUUUGA